Molecule: messenger RNA, 2620 nt
Organism: Helicoverpa zea (corn earworm)
Lineage: Eukaryota; Metazoa; Arthropoda; Insecta; Lepidoptera; Noctuidae
Product: protein ST7 homolog
Exons: 3
Coding region: 313-1662 (449 amino acids)
Source: RefSeq, a predicted model, not a curated record
CAGAAAAUGACAGAAGACAGACGGACAUUGACUGACAGACAGAAGUCACUUGAAUACACAAGCGAUUAUUUGAUUUAUUUAUAUUUACAAUUACACCAAAACAAAUUAGCUACUUACAUUAUCGAAUUUGUAUCACUUCUGAUCUCUACUAUUAAGGAUAUUUUUUUCGCUGGUUAAGAUUUACACUGUGAUGCUUGUGAUGUGUAACUAAAUACUAUUAUUCCGCACUUAAAUACAUACAUCUAUAGAACUUACGAGAGUGGAUCGGGGCCGACGAGGGUGGCGCUACCGCCGGCAAGCACGGCGUCCACGAUGUGGGACUCGUCGGCUUUCCUAGGCGCCUUGACGCCUAAGUUCUACGUUGCCCUGACGGGCACGUCGUCGCUGAUCUCUGGGCUGAUCUUGAUCUUCGAGUGGUGGUACUUCCGCAAAUACGGCACGUCGUUCAUCGAGCAGGUGUCGCUGACGCACCUGGGCCCGUGGCUGGGCGGCGGCGGCGGCGGCGACGCGGACGCGGCGGACUGCAAGGUGUGGCGCAACCCGCUGUCGCUGCUGCGCGGCGCGGAGUACGGGCGCCUGUGGUCGGCGGCCCGCCGCGCGCCGCUCACCUACUACGACAUGAACCUGUCGGCGCAGGAGCACCAGGCCUGGUUCGGCUGUGGCGCUGAGGGCCCGGCCGAGGAGGCCAUGGCGCGCGCGUGGCGCGAGCGCGAGCCCGGCGCCCGCGUCGCCGCCGCCCGCGCCGCGCUCGCGCUGCGGGCCGACUGCGCCGCCGCGCUGCUGCUGCUGGCCGAGGAGGACGCGCCCACCGUGCACGAGGCGGAGCGCGUGCUGCGCCGCGCCUGGCGCGCCGCCGAGGCCGCGCAGCGCGCGUCGGCCGCGGGCGGCGCGCCGCAGGAGGCGCGGCGCGACGCGGCGGUGCUGGCGCACGUCAAGCGCCGCGCCGCCAUGUGUGCCCGCCGCCUCGGCCGGCUCCGCGACGCCGCGCGGCUGUUCCGCGAGCUCGCGCGCGACGCGCCGCCCGCGCUGCACGCGCUGGCGCUGCACGAGAACCUCAUCGAGGUGCUGCUCGAGCAGAAGGCCUACGCCGACGUGCAGGCGGUGCUGGCGCGCUACGACGACGUGGGGCUGCCGCGCUCCGCCUGCGUGUGCUACACCGCCGCGCUGCUCCGCGCCCGCGCCGCCGCCGCCGCGCCGCGCCAGCACGAGCUCGCCGCGCUCGACGCCGCGCGCCGCGCCAUCGAGUUCAACCCGCACGUGCCCGAGUACCUGCUGGAGCUGCGCCCGCUCACCCUGCCGCCCGAGCACGUGCUGCGGCGCGGCGACAGCGAGGCGCUGGCCUACGCCUUCUUUCACCUGCGGCACUGGCGCGCCUGCCCCGACGCGCUGCGCGUGCUGGCGGCGGCGUGGGCGGGCGCGUCGCGGCGUGGCGCUGCGCCCGCCUGCGCCGACCGCGAGCUGCUGCCGGCGCACCACGCGCUGUCGGUGUUCCCGCGGCGGCGCGCGCCGGCGCUGCUGCCGCUGGCGGCGGCGCUGUGCGCGCUGACGGCGCUGCUGGCGCUGCUGGCGCACCGCUGGCCGGCGCAGGCGCACGCGCUGGCCCGCGCCGCCGCCGCCGGCCUCGACCCGCGCCGCCUGCACGCGCUGCUCGCCGCCGUCUGACCGCCAACUGACCGCCGCCCACACACCGCACUCAUGCAAUAAACUAGUACUGCCCGACUCUGGCCUAUCUUUGUUGUCGACGAUCAAUAAACCCAUCAUUCUCACUGUUACUCGUAUAUACCUUUAUCUAUAUACCGUAAUUAUAGUUAUUAUUGCUCUAACUAAGGUAUAGCAGUGGAACAUGAACUAAUUGAAUAUUUAUCCUUACAGAUGGUAAAGCUAUUUCAGCUCUCAUCUUACUGCAAUAUUAUAUGUACCUACAAGCAAAUGAAGCGACCAAAACAUGCGUUCAUUGCGCAUGCACUGAUGAUUGCCUAUCGGUCAUCCAUAACCCCGUUACCCGGAAAACUGGACUGGCAGUUUUCUGACUACCCGUGAUGAGUACGCAUACAUUCUGCUAAUGUUCAUAGGAAUGAACAAUGUUGUAUGAAGACGCAUAAGCGUCCGUUCAGCUCUCCACGUCAAAUCAACUUUCGCAAUGAGCAACUAUCUAUAUACGAGGAUAACUUUAGAUAGUAUUAUUCGAGUGCUGAAUUAAUGAAGAAAAAACAUACGCACACACAGCAUUUGUAAUACUGGGCGCACUGCGCAGCGGUCGUAGUCAUUACUAUAUCUACGGUAGGCACAUACUUAUGUAGGUACAAUGUAGGUAAAGUUAUCGGCACGAAUCUUGAGCUCUGACCUUCACCUGCGCAGAAUUAAUUUAUUGGGUCCCUUUUGUUUGUGGUAUGAAGUGAGGCGCGGGGGCGGGCUAAAGCGGUGAUUGGCCCGCAGUGCAUCGCGUCAUAGCCGUCACUCCGGAUUGGUUCUUUGCUUUUUUUUUUAUAAUAAAUCACUUCUGCGCAGAUGUAGGUCAGAGCUCAAGAUUCGUGCCGAUAACUAAACGCGAUUGUAGUAAAAACUUCAUAAUACGAACAAAAAUAUUAUUGUGAGAUCUCAAUAAAUUUUCUUGCAUGCA